UCAAUUCAACGCGGUAUAAGUCGUUCCGAUUUCCUGUGUUGCGAAACCCCCAAAUUCUCUCUCUCGCAUACGCCGCACCGUAGCGAACAAUUGAAUUCACGAGGAAAUCUCGGUAAUACUAUGGCGACCAACGAACCCGAGCACGAGCACAGAGACGAGGAAGAGGCCGGAGCUAACGAGGAUGAGGACACCGGAGCUCAGGUCGCUCCGAUCGUUAGGCUUGAGGAGGUUGCCGUCACUACCGGCGAGGAAGACGAAGACGCCGUCCUCGAUCUGAAAUCGAAGCUGUAUCGGUUCGAUAAGGAUGCGAAUCAGUGGAAAGAGAGAGGAGCUGGUACUGUGAAGCUCUUAAAGCAUAAGAACACUGGGAAGAUUCGUCUUGUUAUGAGGCAAUCGAAAACUUUGAAGAUCUGUGCUAAUCACUUCGUUAAAUCGGGCAUGAGUGUUCAGGAGCACGUUGGGAAUGAGAAGUCAUGUGUGUGGCACGCUCGUGACUUUGCUGAUGGUGAACUCAAGGAUGAGCUUUUCUGUAUCCGAUUUGCUUCUAUUGAGAAUUGCAAAACAUUUAUGCAAAAGUUCAAGGAAGUUGCUGACUCUGAAGAAGAGAAAGAAGAGAGCAAAGAUGCCUCUGACACUGCUGGUCUUCUUGAGAAAUUGACUGUGGAAGAAACAAAAACAGAGGAGAAAACCGAAGCAAAAGCUGUGGAGACGGUGAAGACUGAAGUGAAAGCAGAAGAAAAGAAAGAGAGCGAGGCAGAGAAAUCUGGUGAAGAAAAGAAAAUUGAAGAAACUGGUCCCUCAACUUAAGAAGCAUCAACAUUUACGCUGCCAAAUCCUGGCAAGGUAAUUUAGCCUCAAAAUGUUUUGAUGCAUCGAGAGUCUACCAUUGUCUUGGCACAAUCUAUCUAUACAUGUUUUGUCGAGUCAUAUCAAGUGGUUGGGGGAUCGCUUGGGGUCGGGUUUUGCUGAAUGCUGAGUCGUUAUGGGUCUAUAGUUUUUGAGUCUAAAGCGUCGGGUGAUAUGAGAGAUUCGGGAGAAAAUAUUUUUUCAAGUUGGUCAUCUGAAAGAGUACAUUGGUUUCAUUGUUUUAAAUUUUCUCAUGGAUCCUUUUUGGAUGGUCUUAUUUUGAGGAUACAGAUGUGUUUGUCCAUGGACAAGAAUCAGAAGUCUCCAUUUUUUGUCUUUUGAAAAUCCAAUGCAUGUGAUUUUUUUAAUCUUCAAGGUCAUUGCCAAUCUACUUGUGUAAGUCGAUGCUAGUCUUGAUGAAGAUAUUAAACAAUAUUCAGAGAAUAUAAAUUCUUCAGUGUUA
Messenger RNA from Arabidopsis lyrata subsp. lyrata, 1309 nucleotides. RefSeq names its product ran-binding protein 1 homolog a. The record is from RefSeq and is a predicted model, not a curated record. The transcript is spliced from 4 exons. Lineage: Eukaryota; Viridiplantae; Streptophyta; Magnoliopsida; Brassicales; Brassicaceae. Gene Ontology annotation, molecular function: GTPase activator activity. The coding region runs from base 121 to 807 and encodes 228 amino acids. Gene Ontology annotation, cellular component: cytoplasm; nuclear pore. Gene Ontology annotation, biological process: nucleocytoplasmic transport.